UGAAAACGCUGAACCGGAUCCUGAACGGAUGCUCGUCUUUUGUUGCAGCAGAGAGCAGGAGAAGACCCGGUUUCUGUGAACUAUAUCAGCUGGAGCAGCUGGAUGGCAGCAUUCUGCAUCAGAACAUCUUCUGACAUGGACAACUUGUGCUCGCUCAGUCCCACCGAGGAAGUAGAAAACCCUUCAAUCAAACAUGAGUUCUGCAGUAGGGACGUUGAUGAAAUCAUCCAACCCAAGGGCUCGGGAUGUCGGACGGCGCUGCAUCGCUGUGCCACGGUGGGGAACAGUAGGACCAUGGCUGCUCUGAUAGAUGGAGGCUGUGCCCUGGACCUGCAGGACCAGGACGGAAACACUGCGCUCCAUGAAGCGUCUUGGCACGGUUUCUCUCAGUGCGUUAAACUGCUCAUCAGGGCCGGAGCCGGCGUUCACAUUAAGAACAAGGUAACAGUUUUAAAAGUGCAGCCCAGACAAAAGGACCAGAGGACAACUGGACAGGAAGAAAACCCAUGCAGGCAUGGAGAGAACACGCUAACUCCACACAGAUGAGUUCUUCUAAAUGUAGAUUAUUCCUACGUGGAAUUUCUGCUGGGAUUCCUUCCAGAAUCUGUCAUUUGGCAGAAGUUUCAGGUCCUCUAAACCAGUGAUUCACACAUUUUUCAGCCUCAAAACCACAAAAUAAUUAGUUUCAGAGACUUUGAUCUUGGCUCUUGUUGGCUGAAGAACAAGCAUCACUAAUAAACUAAAUUACAACACAAACAGCCUCGAUAAGAGGUAAACUUUUCUGCUUCUCUUUUAGUAAUUAUGGCAAAAAUAAUGCAAUUUGCAAUUUGUUUGAUUUAAUAAGAUUUUUGAAGACGAGGUGUUUGUUGACCCACAUUAACCUCAGCUUUGUAAAAACAGAAAUCUGCCUCAGAGUCCAGAAAAAAAACAGUUUGACUUUUCCUAACAGGAGCGACUUGUGAAGGUGUCACACUGCUCUGUUAAAAGGAUUUAUUUUAUAAAAGACAGGCUCUGCCUCCACCAGCAGCCUAUUUAAUUUCUACCUUAGAAAUGUUUGCGUGACUCGGAGCAUUAAACUCUGAAACCUGAUUGCAGUUUAAGUGGUUUCACGGUGAACUCUAAAUAAAAGCCGUCUGGUCAGAAGWAUAUCUGACACAGAGGUAAACAAGCUUCUAACAGAACAAACAAACAUUAUUUAUAUAAAUCCAACAAUCACCUCGAGGUUAACCGCCACAUCACUGUAAAAAUAAAUCCAACARUCUUGUUUCUUCCUGCAAAACUUCUCAAACUCAGCCUCGGCUCUCUUUGCACUUUCAGGUGGGAAACACAGCUCUUCACCUGGCGUGUCAGAACGGACACGCUCAGACGGCUCAGCUCCUGCUGAUGGCAGGGUCGAACCCCGACACCAAGAACAAGUUGGGCGACACCUGCGCACACCUGGCUGCUCGCUACAACAACCUGAGUCUGCUGAAGAUCCUGCUGAGGUCCACGUGCAGCGUGUCAGAGACAAACAAGGCAGGAGACACAGCUCUGCAUGUUGCUGCUGCUCUGAACCAUAAAAACAUUGUUCAGCUCCUUCUGGCAGCUGGAAACAACGGGAGAAUUCAAAACAAGGCAGGGCGAACCUCCAAGGCAGAAAAAACCUCCCCGGAUAAAACCAGAGCCAAGAGGAACMAACAGACGGCUCUUCUUCUCACUAAAUCUCCUCAGGUUUGUCACCUGAGAAGAACGAGGAAACACAGAGCCAGAGCGCUGCCAGCUAAACCGGUUUCAUGUCUGCAGGUCAGCUGCUCUCUGAAGGAGGGAACAACCAAACAAACUGAGCCCAGAUCAGCCAGCAGAGGUUUGACUGAAGAGGAUCUCACUAAAAGAAAGAAUCGCCUCCGACUGCAGAAUGUUUGUGAUGAAGAUGAGGGCAGGAAGGUCCUUCAGCUCUACACUCUGUACCGAGACAAGGAGGGCAAAGUUCGACAGGCUCCGGCCGGCAGCUGCCCCUGUGAGCCGCAGCUGAAGAAGCUGGAGCAUCAGCUGAAGGCCUCAGAGGAGGAGGUGAGGCUGCACAUCCUGAACGUCCAGCAGGAGGUCAGCAGGUGUCUGGACAGGGCGGAGCGCAGGACCCGGCAACAGCUCAGAGUGUUGGACCUCCUGACCCAGGAGACCAGGAGCAUGGUGCUGAGGAUGGAGCAGGAGGCUGCACGGGUCAGAGCCGAAGACCGGAGGGUUCAGGCUGCUGCGAGACACGAGCUGGAGACCUGGUGUCUGUCCCUGCUGGAGGACAGAGACCUCCAUGUCCCGGCUCAGACCCGACGCCACAAACUGCUGCUGGAGCCGUCUGCAGAACCGGACCCGUCAUCUGCAGAGCCCGACCCGUCAUCUGCAGACAGCAACACUUCCCUCCCCAACAACCUGAGAUCCAGAUGUGCAGUGAGGAUGAGGAGCAGGAAGUACUUUGAGAUGAAGGAGGACAGAAGUUCUGAUCAGAACCAGAACCCUGCAGGUCCUGCAGAGUGCCCCUCAGGCCUCCUGCAGAUCUCUGCUGCCCCCUCCUGGCAGCCUGCGGUGCUGCAGGACAGUCUGGGCUCUGCAGGGUGCGGGGAUGACCCCCUGUACCCCCAGCAGGAGCACAGGGGGGCAGCUGAAGGUAAAACUAACCGAGGGUACUUCAAAGAUCGACCAUCUGAGACCAAACUGAGCCAGGAGAGGAACCAGCAGCGAGCCGUGGAGGCGACGCAGCGUUUCUUUGACGUGGUGACGUCUCAGCUGGAACGCUGGUGCUGCAGGAGGAUCCUGGAGGUGGAGCAGCAGGCGGAGCUCAGGGCGCAGGAGGACAGGAAGGAGCUGCUACAGCGAAUCACAGAGCUGGAGGAGGAGCUUCAUAGAGCUGGAGGAGGAGCUUCAUAGAGCUGGAGGAGGAGCUUCACAGAGCUG
Molecule: messenger RNA, 2928 nt
Organism: Austrofundulus limnaeus
Lineage: Eukaryota; Metazoa; Chordata; Actinopteri; Cyprinodontiformes; Rivulidae
Product: ankyrin repeat domain-containing protein 6
Exons: 16
Coding region: 1384-2901 (505 amino acids)
Molecular function (GO): protein binding
Source: RefSeq, a predicted model, not a curated record